AAUUUAGUGAUCAUCCCUAAGUCACACGUCUUCGCUCAGCACCGAGCAGCAGAGUAGCAGAGUUCAGAUAGCUCUUGGUGUUCAUUUAACAGGAGGUUUCGUUUACUUAAUUCUUUUGACGCUCUCAAGAUCUUAUCGGAUCAUGGCAACCCACGAAUUCUUUGUUGAUAUGACCUGUGAGGGAUGUUCUGGAGCAGUCACCCGGGUUCUUAAAAAAAUAGAUGUCAAGUUUGACAUUGACCUUCCUAACAAGAAGGUCUUCAUCGAGUCAGACAAAGACAGUGAUGUUCUUCUAGAGACGCUGAAGAAGACUGGAAAAACUGUCACUUACAUCGGCACAAAAUAGAGGAUGCUCAGCAUUUAACAGCUUUUCUACACCAUGUUGUAAUUCCUGACAAGAUUAUGGAUGGCUGUGUGAUCACGCUCUUCAAGAAUGAGGUGUGUGACUGUGGGGACCAGUGGAACAAGCUUCUAAAACCUGUCCUGAUGUGCACCAUGAUAAUCAAUUCAAAUGCUAAUUAAUGAAAUAUUAGUAUCUAAUGCAACAUAGUUUUAGUACAAUGGCUCCUUUUGUGGCUGCAAUAUAACAACUAAGUAUAGACAUAGUCUGCUACUGUAUUGUCUGAUCAUGAAAAAAAGCCUGUUUUCUUGCCUGUUUGGAAUUUGAAAUUAAUAAAAUGAAUACAUUUAAGUAUUAAA
Messenger RNA from Astyanax mexicanus (Mexican tetra), 699 nucleotides. It is a transcript of the gene atox1, whose product is annotated as antioxidant 1 copper chaperone. The record is from RefSeq and is a predicted model, not a curated record. Gene Ontology annotation, cellular component: cytosol. Bases 143 to 346 code for a protein of 67 amino acids. Gene Ontology annotation, molecular function: copper chaperone activity; metal ion binding. Gene Ontology annotation, biological process: copper ion transport. NCBI's taxonomy places the organism in Eukaryota, Metazoa, Chordata, Actinopteri, Characiformes, Acestrorhamphidae. The transcript is spliced from 4 exons.